AUGGUGAACUGGGACGCUUUCAACCCCUUUGCCCGGCGCGAGUCGCACUCGACGGGCUCCAUCGUCGCGUACAAGGUUCUCACCAUCCUCACCUGGCUGCUCGCCGUCGUCUCCUCCGUCUACUAUGUCGUGUACGAACCGCACGAUGGCUUCCACGUGCGUCGCCGCAUCUGGGACCAAAACUACCUCUACCCGAGCGCCUUCACCAUGAACCACAUUCUCGGCAACGUCUACUGGGUUGGCCUCUUCGUCCUCCAGCUCGGCUACGUCGCCCACCUCUUCUCGAGAAAGGCCGAGACGGUGGCGGCGGCCGCCUCGGUCGGCAGCCACUUCAUCCUCAACAACCUCCUCCACUUUGCCUUUGUCAUGCUCUUCGUCCGUUCCCACUUCGUCUGGGCCGAGGUCGUCCUCGUCGUCAACUUCCUCAACCUCUCGACCCUCUACUUCCGCCACAACACGUCGCCGCGCUUCAUCCACGCCCCCGUCGCCUCGGGCCCCCUGGCCUGGACCUUUGUCGCCAUCUACUGGAACGGCGCGCUCAUGGUGCCCCACCAGCACAACCUCGUCGCCCGCAUCCUCGGCAACGUCUUCAUCUGGUCCAUCCUCGCCUACGGCUCCUUCUUCAUCGUCGUCUUCAAGGACUACACCAUGGGCUUCGCCCUCAGCGUCCUCUCGGCCGCCAUCGGCGUCGCCCAGUUCACCCGCCAGGUCAUCGCCCUGCAGUGGAUCUUCGCCUUUGUCAUCAUGGCCUUGCUCUUCCUCAUGACGCUCGCCAUCGCCCUGCCCGCCUGGACCGGGUGGGAACCGUGGUCGCGCCGCGAGGCGCCCGAGCCCGAUCAGGAGCGCGCCCCGCUGCUCAACGAGUAG
Messenger RNA from Drechmeria coniospora, 867 nucleotides. RefSeq lists its product as uncharacterized. Lineage: Eukaryota; Fungi; Ascomycota; Sordariomycetes; Hypocreales; Ophiocordycipitaceae. The transcript has 3 exons. The record is from RefSeq and is a predicted model, not a curated record. The coding region runs from base 1 to 867 and encodes 288 amino acids.